Messenger RNA from Bombina bombina (fire-bellied toad), 1856 nucleotides. RefSeq names its product peptidase, mitochondrial processing subunit beta (gene PMPCB). Gene Ontology annotation, cellular component: mitochondrion. The transcript is spliced from 13 exons. Bases 35 to 1477 code for a protein of 480 amino acids. Gene Ontology annotation, molecular function: metal ion binding; metalloendopeptidase activity. Lineage: Eukaryota; Metazoa; Chordata; Amphibia; Anura; Bombinatoridae. The record is from RefSeq and is a predicted model, not a curated record.
GAAGUGACGCUCAAUAGGACUGCCCUCACUAAAGAUGGCGGCGUCCUUGUGGAGACUAAGUGGAUCUGUCGGAAAGAGGGUGCUUACGGGGCUAAAGGACAGAUCACAUCAGCCUAUACGAUCUGGACUUGGUAAGUACAGGUCCACUCAGGCAGCAUCACAAGUGGUUUUGAACGUUCCUGAAACAAAAAUAACUGCUUUAGAAAAUGGACUUCGAGUGGCCUCAGAAGACUCAGGACUUUCAACGUGUACGGUGGGCCUGUGGAUUGAUGCUGGAAGCAGGUAUGAGAAUCAGAUGAACAAUGGAACAGCGCAUUUUCUAGAGCACAUGGCUUUUAAGGGAACCAAGAAACGUUCUCAGUUAGACCUGGAGCUUGAGAUCGAGAACAUGGGUGCUCAUCUGAAUGCAUAUACCUCGCGGGAGCAGACUGUGUACUAUGCAAAGGCUUUCUCCAAAGAUCUCCCAAGAGCUGUGGAGAUCCUUGCAGACAUUAUUCAGAACAGCACCCUCGGGGAGACGGAGAUUGAGCGUGAAAGAGGAGUCAUUCUUCGUGAGAUGCAGGAAGUAGAGACCAAUUUGCAAGAAGUGGUCUUUGAUUACCUCCAUGCAACAGCUUAUCACAGCACUGCCCUGGGACGGACCAUACUGGGACCCACUGAAAACAUAAAAUCCAUAAACCGCAAUGAUUUGGUUGAGUACAUAACGGCGCAUUACAAAGGACCAAGGAUAGUUCUAGCUGCUGCUGGAGGUGUAUCGCAUGAUGAGCUUCUAGAUUUGGCAAAGUAUCAUUUUGGUAAUUUACCAGCUACAUAUGAAGGAGAGCAGCUGCCCCCAUGUUCGUUCAUGGGUAGUGAGAUUCGAGUUUGCGAUGAUAAAAUGCCUCUGGCUCACAUUGCCAUUUCAGUGGAAGCUGUUGGUUGGGCUCACCCUGACACAAUACCACUCAUGGUGGCCAAUACGCUAAUUGGGAACUGGGAUAGAUCCUUUGGGGGCGGAGUGAAUUUAUCCAGUAAACUGGCUCAGGUUACUUGCCAUGGAAACCUGUGUCACAGCUUUCAGUCAUUUAAUACGUGUUACACAGACACAGGACUCUGGGGUCUGUAUAUGGUGUGUGAGCCCAACACUGUGGAAGACAUGAUGCAUUUUGUGCAGAGAGAAUGGAUUCGCCUCUGCACAAGCGUUACUGAAAGUGAGGUUACACGAGCCAAGAAUCUCCUAAAGACAAACAUGCUUCUACAAUUGGAUGGAUCAACACCUAUCUGUGAGGAUAUCGGCAGGCAAAUGCUAUGUUAUAAUCGCAGAAUACCUCUGCCUGAGCUAGAAGCAAGAAUUGAUAUGAUUGAUGCUCAAACAAUACGGCAUGUGUGCACCAAGUAUAUUUACGAUAAAAGCCCAGCAAUUGCAGCUGUUGGACCUAUUGGACAGCUCCCUGAUUAUGACAGGAUACGAAGCGGAAUGUACUGGCUCAGAGACUAGAGCUGAUGUUUGCCCUUUUUACUGCCAAGUCUCAAAGAGAUGCACAAUUUCUAAUGAUCCUUGUAGGACUCCCAAGGGAUAGCCCAUCCCAUCACUUUUUUGUAUACUUUAAUAAUCAGCUUGUAACAUCUUCAAAAAGUUCUUAUCAAUAUUACAUCAGCCAUUUUGUGGCUUUGUAAACAAUUGUAAUGUACACACUUGGUAUGAGGUGAAAUGUAUAUAAAUGUGAAUCUAGCAGCUGAUGCCAGUAAUUGUAUCAAAUGACCACAACCACAAUCCGCAAAGAUAAACUGAUAUUAGUUUAAGCCUGUCUGGUGAUUAGAACUGUAAAUCUUUACAAGCUCUCAUGUGCAUUAAACAUAAAUGUAAAUUAUUCAAA